AAUCAAUCUUAUUAUUCACACCAAAACAAUCCUAUUUUCUCUCUCCUCUUACAAUAAUCAUCUCUAAAUUUCCCCCUUUUCUCCCAAAACACAACCAGCCUCAUUUCUGAGAUUUGAGUAAAACCAAAGAUUUUACCGUAGAAUUAAUGCGGAAAUAUGAGAGGGUUAUCGCUCUUUAAUCCAUUCGUAAGUGGUGGAAUUGCACAAAAGAAUCAUCAUGAUCUUGGAGGCCGGAAUUGGCACCGUAAACACGUUGAAGACGGGUAGUUUGUUCUUUCUUUGAAAUUUUCUUGUGAAUUCUCAAAUCUCUUCCUCCUUGUAGAUAUAGUUAGGGUUAUUAUAUAAAAUUCAUUCAGGUAGAUACUUUUCUAGAGAAGUGUUAAUUUUCCCAAGAUGAUGGGGGAAUUGAUGCUAGCGGUUAAGGAUAAGAAGGUGGUGGGAUCAAACGAUGAUGCACAAUCCCAACUAAAAUACUGCAAGUUGGUGAUGCAGGGGAAGUACGAACUGGGGAGGGUUUUGGGUCAAGGUACGUUUGCGCGUGUGUACUAUGCGCGCAACGUGGAGUCGGGAAAGAGCGUAGCGAUGAAGGUGGUGGGGAAGGAGAAAGUUGUGAGAGCCAAAAUGAUGGAUCAGAUGAAGAGAGAGAUUAGUGUGAUGAAGAGGUUGAAACACCCUAAUAUUGUCGAGCUCUACGAAGUUAUGGCUACGAAAUCCAAGAUUUUCUUAGCUAUGGAGCUCGUCCGUGGGGGUGAGCUUCACGCUAAGGUUUCCAAGGAGGGUAAGCUAGAGGAGCAGGUUGCUAGGUCCUAUUUCAGACAGUUGAUUUCCGCUGUCGAUUAUUGUCAUAGUCGCGGUGUUUUCCACCGUGACUUGAAGCUGGAGAAUCUCUUGUUGGAUCAAGAGGGGAAAAUCAAGAUUACUGAUUUCGGCUUGAGUGCCAUCUUCGAGGAGGAGGAGGGCAACAGCGUGUUAUUGCGCACCAGCUGCGGGACGCCACACUACGUGGCGCCCGAAGUGGUGAACAAGAGAGGUCAGGGAUAUGAUGGUUCUAAGGCGGAUAUUUGGUCAUUGGGGGUUAUAUUGUAUGUUCUUCUUGCUGGUUACCUGCCUUUCCAUGAUGAGAAUAUUGUGCAGCUGUAUAAGAAGGUGUACAAGGCUGACUUUACCUGCCCCUCAUGGUUCUCUGCCGAGGCUAGAGAGUUGAUUACUCGAAUGCUUGAUCCAAAUCCAUCAAGCCGGAUCACAUUGGCUGAGAUUAUGGAAUCAAGAUGGUACAAGGACGACAAUUCAGUCGAUGUUGGUGAUCAAGAGGAGGAAUAUAGCUAUAAUUUCCUGAAGAAGGAAGUAGAGGCAUUGAACGCAUUCCAUAUAAUAUCAAUGUCGGAAGGAUUAGACCUUUCUCGGCUCUUUAACGAAGAGAAGAAGAAGAGAGAGGAUAGGGAGGAGAUUGGAUUUUCGACAACAUUGUCCGAAAAUGAGGUAAUAUUAAGGUUGGAAGAAGUGGCAGAUAUGACUGGUAAGUUUAAGGUGAGCAAGGUAGGCGACUCAGUGGUGAGGCUGCAAGGGCAGGAAAAGGGGAGGAAAGGUAGGCUGGUGAUCAUAAUUGAGCUGUUUACGGUGUCGUCCUCCUUCCUCAUGGUGGAGGUUAAGAAGGAUAACGGUGACACGCUCGAAUUCAACCGGUUUUGCCAGAACCACCUCCGCCCUGCUCUUAUCGAUGUCGUCUGGACUACCGCCUCUGAUCACACCACACCUGUCCCUGAUUACACCAUUCCGCCCACUGAAUACACCAUGCCGGUCACUGAUUACACAAUAUCAGUUACUGAUUACACCACACCUGCUGCAUACCCUGUUGUGUCCUACUGAAAAUUUUGUUAACACCUUUAGGAUUUAGAGUUUGAUCAUAUGAUUUCUAUAUAUCCUUUGUGCUGUUUUCUCUCUUGUGCUAUGGAUUAUUUAUUCUUUUUUCAUGUUA
Beta vulgaris subsp. vulgaris (sugar beet) is the source of this 1975-nucleotide messenger RNA. RefSeq names its product CBL-interacting serine/threonine-protein kinase 6. Gene Ontology annotation, biological process: protein phosphorylation; signal transduction. The record is from RefSeq and is a predicted model, not a curated record. Lineage: Eukaryota; Viridiplantae; Streptophyta; Magnoliopsida; Caryophyllales; Amaranthaceae. The transcript has a single exon. Gene Ontology annotation, molecular function: ATP binding; protein kinase activity. Bases 394 to 1866 code for a protein of 490 amino acids.